CGCCUAGCAGCCAAGCCUGAGGUUUGGAAUCAAGUCGACGGCCAUCUACCUGUCCAUGCGCUGCUGGGCCUAUAAUCUCUGCGCACCCGACACCCACCCGGAAAACACGAAACGGCGCCCACUCGCGCCGCCACAUGACCAACCACUGGUGCUGCCUGCCACACUUGGACCCGCCAUCGAGUAACCCGUCGUGCUCAACACCUCCCUCGGACUCGCAAGCCAUGUCUGAGUCGCCGGGGCAGCAGCAGCGGCACGGCAGCCACGACGACGACCACGAUGACGAGAAGCGCCCGUCCUUCAAGGCCUUUCUGAGGCAGUGCAAGGAUGUCGGCAGGAGCCUCAAGUUCGUCCCCGGCAGGAGGGGCGCCAAGGCCGUCGUCGGGAGCGCCGAGGACGGGUCUGCUGGUGUUGGCGGUGGAGGCGACCCGGCAGGCAACGUUGGGUUGACGAGACAGCAGCAGCUGGCAGAAGAAGACGCAUCCUCAGCCCUUGGGGCUAGGCGGCAGGCUCAGGCGCGGCGGGCGCAGGUCCGGCGGGCGCAGGUGCAGCACCGCAAGCGCAAGGCCGACUACACCAAGCAGCUCGAGACCGAGGUGGCGGACCGCCGCAACAUGAUCGCCGACCUCGACGCCGAGCGCGCCCUGCUCAGGGCCGAGAACGAGGCCGCUAGGGCGCUGCUGAUGGCGGCCGCCGCCUCCAUCCUACCCCCGCAGCAGCAGCAGGAGGUGGGCAUGGUGUCGCCCUCUUGCGGCGGCGGCGGCGGCGGCGGCGGCGGCAGCAGCAGCCAGCCCGUCUCGCACUUUGCCGACAUGGACGUCGACGACCUAGUCGUCUCGCUCGCCAUGGAUGAGGCCAUGGGCGCGCAGGCGUGGCGGGUCAGCCAGGCCCCGUCGUCGUCACCGCUUGCUGCCGCGUGCGGGCAGGGCGUGGGCAACGGCGGCGUGGAUGACGAGGACGAGGAGGGCGAGGACGUGCCGGGGUGCGGGCGACUCGGCGCAGCGCAGACGCAGCAGGCCAUCAAUUUCAUCCUCGCGUAA
Molecule: messenger RNA, 1037 nt
Organism: Gaeumannomyces tritici R3-111a-1
Lineage: Eukaryota; Fungi; Ascomycota; Sordariomycetes; Magnaporthales; Magnaporthaceae
Exons: 2
Coding region: 135-1037 (300 amino acids)
Biological process (GO): regulation of DNA-templated transcription
Molecular function (GO): DNA-binding transcription factor activity
Source: RefSeq, a predicted model, not a curated record